AUUUUUUUUGCUUCUUUUCAUUUUUUAUUUUUUGGCAAUGCUAAUUGACACCCUUUUAUUUUUUUACACUCUCUAUAAUCAUGACGGACUCGAAUAUACCCAUGGAAUUCCCAGGUGCUGCGGGCAGGCCGUUGAGAAACCCUGACGCAUCGAUUGUCUCAGCAAUUUCAUUUGCUGCUGGCCAAAGUACCACUUAUGCCAACGACAGCAUCGCCACCAGCCAGCCUCCUCGUCACAACGAUGCCGCGACAAGGUUUAACACAGAGAACCAAUCGGCUGAUGUGUUGAUGGACAACGAAAACGACAAUGACAAUGACGAGUACGACGAAGACGAAGACGAAGACGGAUGGCCAGAAAGCCAAUCUCUUUUCACUGUACACAACCACACCAGCCACCCGCUCAACACUCUCUCAGAUAUAAAUCCACGUCAGUCCAGAGGCAGUGUUGGCAGCAUUGGCAGCAUGAUACCCUACGAUAGCGCCUUUGGCAGCCACGAAACAGACGUUAUAACCGACAACCCAGGCAUGAUUAAUGGGCACCCGGCAUCGCCACGCUCAAUAAGGAGACUGCGCAACCGAAUGGCUGCCGCUCGCAUGCGUACACGGCAGAAGCAGCAUCUGGAAGACCUCGAACAGCGUAAGGAGAAGUUGGAGCAGCAGGCAGCGAAUUUGGAGAGUGAGUUGCGCGCAGUUCAGCGCAAGAAUAACCCGCUAAACUCAUCUAUCGACAAGCUGUCAGAGAUGAUCGAUGACUUGACAAAGGUCGAGUCCACCAUGCUCUCAGGUAUAGACGAGUGCAAGAGCCUGCUAAAGAACCUUGAGAGACUGUACUGGGAGCGAAAUCCCUGACGCAUCAAAAUAAACAUAUUUUUAAGAGCGCUGUGGCACCCUUACAUUUUUCAUAUAUUUUUACAUACUCUCUCCCUCUCUUAUUUAGCGAAACUGUGAAAUAAUUUUUCAAAUGCAUAUAUAAUAAUACUACA
Messenger RNA from Kickxella alabastrina, 982 nucleotides. RefSeq lists its product as uncharacterized. The record is from RefSeq and is a predicted model, not a curated record. Lineage: Eukaryota; Fungi; Kickxellomycota; Kickxellomycetes; Kickxellales; Kickxellaceae. Gene Ontology annotation, cellular component: nucleus. Gene Ontology annotation, biological process: regulation of transcription by RNA polymerase II. The transcript has a single exon. Bases 81 to 848 code for a protein of 255 amino acids. Gene Ontology annotation, molecular function: RNA polymerase II cis-regulatory region sequence-specific DNA binding; DNA-binding transcription factor activity, RNA polymerase II-specific.